Capsella rubella is the source of this 2663-nucleotide messenger RNA. RefSeq names its product probable cyclic nucleotide-gated ion channel 14. The coding region runs from base 263 to 2446 and encodes 727 amino acids. Gene Ontology annotation, biological process: transmembrane transport; potassium ion transport. The transcript has 7 exons. The record is from RefSeq and is a predicted model, not a curated record. Gene Ontology annotation, molecular function: voltage-gated potassium channel activity. Lineage: Eukaryota; Viridiplantae; Streptophyta; Magnoliopsida; Brassicales; Brassicaceae. Gene Ontology annotation, cellular component: membrane.
CAUUACAUUAGCUGUUUCUUUCUUCUGCUUCUCUCUCUCUCUUCAUCUUUUGUUCUUUCACGUAAAGUCAAACCCAAUAAAUCUGUUACAGCCCAUCUCUCCUCUCUCUCUCUCUCUCUCUCUCUCUCUCUCUCUCUGCCAUUUUCUUGAAACAUGAACACAACCUUCUUCUCAUACUCUGAUUCCUUUCUCAUUGUCUAAAACAAGAAGAUAGAAUCUGUUCUUGAUUCUUGUUUUGACAAGUCUUUAACUUACACAAAAGAUGGAGUUCAAAAGAGACAAUACUGUCAGAUUCUAUGGAGACGAGAAACAACAAACCAUAGAAGUAGGAGAGAAGCGAGUAGUGCCAUUGUUCAAAUCAACAACGGCUCAAUUUACAAAACCAGAAGUAGUACAAAAGAAGAGCAAGACACGUUUGAAAAUCCCAAGAUUUGGUAGAUUCAAAGUGUUUCCAGAGAACUUCGAGAUCGAAAGAGACAAGAUUCUAGAUCCUGGUGGUGAUGCUGUGCUUCAAUGGAACAGGAUUUUUCUCUUUUGGUGUCUUGUUGCACUUUACGUCGACCCUUUGUUCUUUUUUCUCUCUUCAGUCAAACGCAAUGGUCGGUCUUCUUGUAUGACUACAGAUUUGAAGCUUGGGAUCGUUAUUACUUUCUUCAGAACACUAGCAGAUUUGUUCUAUGUUUUGCAUAUUGUUAUCAAAUUCAGAACAGCUUAUGUUUCUCGUACUUCUAGAGUGUUUGGUCGUGGUGAACUUGUUAAAGAUCCUAAGUUGAUUGCUAGAAGAUACUUGAGAUCAGAUUUCAUUGUUGAUCUCAUCGCUUGUUUGCCUCUUCCUCAGAUUGUUAGCUGGUUUAUUUUGCCAUCAAUCAGAAGCUCGCAUUCAGAUCAUACAACAAAUGCUCUUGUGCUCAUAGUUCUUGUUCAAUACAUUCCUCGCCUUUAUCUUAUUUUCCCUCUUAGCGCCGAGAUUAUCAAAGCAACUGGAGUUGUUACAACCACUGCUUGGGCCGGUGCUGCUUACAAUCUCCUCCAGUAUAUGCUUGCUAGCCAUAUUCUAGGUUCGGCGUGGUAUCUAUUGUCAAUAGAACGCCAAGCGACGUGUUGGAAAGCAGAAUGUCACAAAGAAUCAGGGUCUCUACCGUGUAUUACGGACUACUUUGAUUGUGGUACAUUGAACCGUCCCACUAGGCAUGUCUGGGAGAAUGUAACAGUUGUCUUCAGCAAUUGUGAUCCUUCGAAUAAUAUCCAGUUCACAUUCGGGAUUUUCGCGGAUGCUCUCACGAAAAACGUGGUUUCUUCGCCUUUCUUGGAGAAAUAUUUGUAUUGCUUAUGGUUUGGACUGCAGAAUCUAAGUUCUUAUGGACAAAACCUGAGCACAAGUACCUCUGUUCUUGAGACAAUGUUUGCUAUCCUGGUGGCGAUCUUUGGUCUGGUUUUGUUUGCUCUUUUAAUAGGAAACAUGCAGACGUAUUUGCAAUCAAUCACGGUGAGGCUUGAGGAGUGGAGACUGAAGAGAAGAGACACAGAAGAAUGGAUGGGACAUAGGCUACUACCGCAGAAUCUAAGAGAACGAGUGAGGCGUUUCGUGCAGUAUAAAUGGCUGGCGACUCGAGGCGUUGAUGAAGAAACCAUUCUUCAUUCAUUACCUGCAGAUCUUCGUAGAGACAUCCAACGCCAUCUCUGUCUCGAUCUUGUUCGUCGUGUACCGCUAUUUGCGCAAAUGGAUGAUCAAUUACUAGAUGCGAUAUGUGAACGAUUAGCAUCAUCUCUAAGCACACAAGGGAACUAUAUUGUACGUGAAGGUGAUCCAGUGACCGAAAUGCUCUUCAUCAUCCGUGGAAAACUCGAUAGCUCGACGACUAAUGGAGGCAGAACCGGUUUCUACAACUCAAUCACACUCAGACCAGGAGAUUUCUGCGGAGAAGAGCUUCUCGCGUGGGCAUUGCUACCAAAAUCAACAGUAAACUUACCAUCAUCAACAAGAACAGUGCGAGCCUUAGAAGAAGUUGAAGCCUUUGCUUUACAAGCAGGGGAUCUCAAAUUUGUGGCAAACCAAUUCAGGCGUUUACAUAGCAAGAAGCUGCAACACACAUUCCGUUAUUACUCUCACCAGUGGAGAACUUGGGCUGCUUGUUUUGUACAAGUCGCUUGGAGACGGUAUAAGAGGAAACUGUUGGCCAAGAGUCUUAGCUUGGCUGAGUCAUUCUCUUCUUAUGACGAAGAAGAAGCUGUAGCGGUUGCUGCAACCGAGGAGAUGAGUCAUGAAGGAUUGACACAAAGCUCUAAAGCUCGUCAUCAUACAUCUAAUGUGAAACCACACUUUGCUGCAACCAUACUUGCUUCAAGAUUUGCUAAGAACACAAGAAGGACGGCUCAUAAGUUGAAAGAUGUUGAAAUACCAAUGCUGCCUAAACCAGAUGAGCCAGAUUUCUCAGUGGAUGAUUGAGUUGAUUAACCUGUUUUGAUAUAACUUUAUGUGAAUCUUUUUUUAAGUUAGAAAAAUUCAAAAGAACUUUGCUGCAUGAAGUAAUUCAGAAAAUGUUCAGCAGUUUGUAUAAAUACAGAAUAAUCAAUCAUCUGACUAUUUUUAUUCAGAGAUCAUUGGACAAGAACAAGAACAUGAUCAUCAUUAGGUUUUGGUCUCAGAGAAGCUUAUCAAAGUA